AUGGCACUACUACGACUACUGAACUUGGCAUUAGUUUUCUCCUUACUACCUGCCUCCAGCGAAGGUCUCACGAUAAGAGACUUGACCGCCCAAUACGUCACCCCGUCCUUCUCAGGCGAGCCGGCACGGGACCUGCACGCAAAGGCUAAGCUCUACACAAAGCUAUCAGGGCACCCAAGCGCGGUUUUCAGCGGCAACCCAGAGUCGCUGAAGCUGUCCUACGGAGCUAAAAGCUCCGACGCAAUGCACGUGUUGCUCAAGUUCGCGAAACAGGAUAACGGAAAGGUCGAGAUGCUGUCGUCGGUCGAGGUCACGAAGGGCUACUACGACGGCGGUUACCUGGUCAACAAUCCUUCAGUCUUGCACACCGAGGUGGACAUCAGUGUUCGCCGCCAGCGCCAGCAGCACGAGGUUACGCAGCCUGCGCGCCGUCACGGUGUCUUGUACGAUGUCUUCUUAUACUUCUUGACCGCGUACACUACGCCACCUCUGGAUUACGCCGGCAUGGCGUAUGUGUCCGUGGCCUUCUCUGUCAGCUUCCACCUCGGGUGCGUCGUCCGGAGCCAUGUUGAGCGGAACCACCCUCGGCCGCGCCAGCGUCUGGUUGGUGUACGCAGAAGACAAGUACGGAAACAGCCUCGCUCGGCAACGGCGACUACGAAGAUAAUCAACAAGCGGCGGAAGCUUCGAGUCCUCCGCAACUCGGAUGGGGAUUGUGCGCCGUACAACAGCGUUGACACCGGAGUGCAGACAUUGGCUGCCGACCCAGGAGCCCUAACAUGCCCCAGUGCAGUUACCAGCGGGGUGGAGCAGACUGGCGAAUCGCGUCCGCGGCGAUGGUCGUCGGGAAACCUCAUAGAGAACCUGAUAUUACGAGACGCGGAGGAAUGGACUGAUGUGUCGAAGUAG
Molecule: messenger RNA, 909 nt
Organism: Anthostomella pinea
Lineage: Eukaryota; Fungi; Ascomycota; Sordariomycetes; Xylariales; Xylariaceae
Source: the annotation of a GenBank genome assembly